GAAAUUAAAGGCGCACUGCGCAUGUGUACAAAUAAGACGGAAGCUGUAUCUGCGUGCAGCGGAAAUGCUAACGUCCUUUCUGCUCCCUGACUGCCAUCAUGGUGUUCAAGCGCUUUGUUGAGAUAGGCCGCGUCGCCUACGUCUCCUUUGGACCCCAUGCUGGCAAGCUGGUGGCCAUUGUUGAUGUAAUUGACCAAAACAGGGCACUUGUUGAUGGCCCAUGCACUGGCGUGAAGAGGCAAUCCAUGCCCUUCAAGUGCAUGCAGCUCACAGACUAUGUCAUCAAAGUACCCCACAGCGCUCGCCAGAAAUUUGUGAGGAGAGCCUGGGAGAAGGCCGAAGUCAACGAGAAGUGGGCACAAAGCAACUGGGCCAAGAAGAUCGAGGCAAGACAGAAGAGGGCCAAAAUGUCUGACUUUGACCGCUACAAGGUGAUGAAGGCCAAGAGGAUGAGGAACAAGAUCAUCAAGCAUGAGGUGAAGAAGCUGCAGAAGGAGGCAGCAAAGAAGUGAAAAGUUUGACAAAAUAAAUCUCCUAUUCGAUUGUU
Molecule: messenger RNA, 547 nt
Organism: Cheilinus undulatus (humphead wrasse)
Lineage: Eukaryota; Metazoa; Chordata; Actinopteri; Labriformes; Labridae
Gene: rpl14
Product: ribosomal protein L14
Exons: 6
Coding region: 99-512 (137 amino acids)
Biological process (GO): ribosomal large subunit biogenesis; translation
Cellular component (GO): ribosome; cytosolic large ribosomal subunit
Molecular function (GO): structural constituent of ribosome; RNA binding
Source: RefSeq, a predicted model, not a curated record